Molecule: messenger RNA, 477 nt
Organism: Mycena indigotica
Lineage: Eukaryota; Fungi; Basidiomycota; Agaricomycetes; Agaricales; Mycenaceae
Exons: 2
Coding region: 1-477 (158 amino acids)
Source: RefSeq, a predicted model, not a curated record
AUGCAGAGCCUAGCAACUUCUUCUUCUCUUACCCUCCCUCCUGCUGCUGCUCUCCCCCGUGCGACCCACAAUCUUGUGGAUGACUUUUUCGGCUCGCGCGAAAGCCGACACGACAACCACCGCCUCUCUCUGGCCGAGUCGGUAUCUCCUCCGCCAUAUGUCGAAUGCCCGGAAUAUACCUUCCGUGCCCCAGAGCCCGUCACUCUGGCGAUGUACCUAUUCAAGUUCGGGUUCUUCUUCCCCCCGUUCUGGAUUCUUGGCGUCAUUAUUCUCAUGUCGCCUUUGCGAGCCCCACCUGCUGGCCCGCCCUCUGCUUCCUGGCUUCCCGAAAAGACCGACGCGGAACGCCAGAUGAUCAUUGAACGCAUGCGCACUACGGAGCUCAAGUGGGCUCGACGCUGCUUAUACGCCCUCGUCGCUUAUAUCAUCAUCGGUGUUGUGGCAGGUGUCGCUAUCUGGGCAACUUUACGCUCAUGA